Paramuricea clavata is the source of this 29940-nucleotide messenger RNA. NCBI's taxonomy places the organism in Eukaryota, Metazoa, Cnidaria, Anthozoa, Malacalcyonacea, Plexauridae. The record is from the annotation of a GenBank genome assembly.
AGUCCCUCAGGCAUGGAUUCAUUGACAAGCCUUGGCUCGUUCAGUACCAGUCGUUCUGCUAAGAAAGUAUUUAAUUUAUCAGAUAUUUAUUUAUGGCAAAACUAUCUCAUGUUUGCUUGUACUGUCCAUCCUAUCUCCGCCAUUGACCAGCCUUCGUGUGAUACUGACAAUGGGUAAGGUUUGUUUCAUAUUUACUGCAUACUUUUGUUCUGUUCACUUACAAAUAGUGCACAAUCCUGGACAACAGGGUCUUAGCUAGAGGGCCGUGUUGGCCGUGUUAUCGCGGCCAAAAGUGGAAAAACACGGCUAGAUAAAAUGAACGCGGCUUCACUAUUUAUAUGAGGCAGUGUAUGUUCAUAAAAUAAGGUGGUGCAUGCUACUUACAACAGACAGAAUUUCUUCCUAUUUACGUCGUAAGAAACUUUGUAAAAUCUACUGUUGUUGUUGAAUUGGCAAAAGUGAUUCGUGAUGUUUUAAUAUUUUGAUGGAUAAUGGGAACUGUAUGGUGUUAAAAUGGUUUUAAAUACCCCCAAGAGUUGCUGAAAUAACUUAAUAUUUUAAUGUCGGUGCGCAAUAUGAGCGUAUGCUCGCCUUGUAUAUUUGGUUGCAAAGCAUAGAACAACGACAAGCAUUAUUGUUGGCGAGCAAAACUAGAACCGUGAUUUUGCUAUUCAAGGUAAUUGACAUCUGCACGCCCUGGUCAUUAGAAACACGCCCAAGAUCUAAAAUCCUAGCUAAGACCCUGCUGGACAACAAACACUCGAACGCUGUUUCUUCAGGCUGACAAUUACAUAUCAUGGCUGCUUUCAUCUACAAAAUGGUUGCAUCCCCCCCCCCCAGGUACAAUGUUGCUGUCUCAAAUGUCAACAGUUAUAUAGUACCAGGGGAAGGGGGAUGGAUUUUUGGAGGAUAUAUUAGAAAUUGUGCAACACUAUUUUAUAUUUAAUGUGUUUGUCCGAGUGAUUUUGUCCAGUACAGUAGAUAAGCAUAUACAUAUGUUUAGAAUCUCAACUGAAGGGAUGUCCAAGGAACAUUAUCUGUGCCUUAGAGACCUUUUGUAUACAGUUUCUCAAAUGUGUAUUCGUCACAGUAUUUUGUUUUACAUGUUUUAGAAAUUCCUCAGAUGAAGGGAAGUCUGAUCCAAGGGUAAGUUGAACGUUUUACUGAAUGUGAAAUAAUUCGUUAGGACACAGGGUGGAAACAAUUCUAUUCUUUAUCUAUAGUCAUCUAGUCGUGACGGAGCAUAAACUUUAUUUGAAGCUGCUCCAGUGCGUACUGAUGAAUCUACAGUAGUCCAUUUAUCUGUACAGAAUGACGUUACAUAUACGACGUUGUGUUCCCCACUGAACUCAAUACAUAUAAGAAUUUGACAAUAUUACACUGAGACUAACUAUGAUUUAUCUCUGAUUUAUAUAGCCAUCCACUCCUGAUAGAGUGGAAUGUUUGUUCAGAUUUGCAGUCGCCUUAGUGCGUAAUGAGUCCAGUGAAAUAAGGAAUGCUGUGAUCAAGUGCCUCGGCCGAGUCAGUCCUGUUUCAUACAAGUAAGCAGCAUUGGAAUACGAACUUGUAGUGUACAAAUUUGCUCGAAUCUUGAGUUACUGAAAUAUUUUUCGUGCUGUCCGAAACGGGAAUUGAACCCACGCACGGUCUCUGGUUAAUUAAACCUCCCAGAGGUCUACGAGUGUCUCAAUUUCGGGCCCGCAGUAAUUGGCUAUUCGCUGUUGCGGUCACCCAGCCGUGGUCAUGUACCUACUGUAUUUCAUUAUGUACGUUUGUUUUUGUCCUGUCAUGUAAUGUACUGUUUCAUCGGCAAAGUUUAUAAAUUAAAAAUUAAAAAUUAAUCAGACACCUAGAAAAGCUGAGUGGUCAGAAUGCUGGUACAUUGACGCAUGGACGGAGCGCUAUUUUUCCUUUCAAUUUCAAAUUCUUAUUCAAAAUGUUUUGAUUACUGUCAACUGAAGAUGAAUUUUUCAGUUAGGUGAAGAUAAAUUUGGUCUCGGCUCAAGGUUCUUCUACAGGCAUUAAUCCAGAAAGUCAUAUUUCAGCAAGUGAUAUUCGACUCCAUGUGGAUAUCUUAAUUAACAUGCAUCAUUCUAUUUUGUUAUUUUUUGUAUAAUUAAAUUUUAAAUUGCAUUUCUUCCAAAACUAUCGUGCAACUAAAUUUUUAUCGUGGAACUAAAUUUUGGUUUUCAAUUUCCAGGGAGUUUUUUGACGAGCUUCAAGUAUCGUUGUUACAGUAUGUGUUGGAGAAACGUACGGAGGUAAUACAUUAAACUUUGUGACUUUCCAUAUGAAUGUUCCCAAAUAACAUCAAAAUUUUGGGCAGUUUAGCGUUAUUAGCGACCUUAAGCAUGCAUGUAAGGCAACGCGACGACGACGGCAAACAAACGCGUUGAACUAAAUGAUUGUAAAAAAACUUUCAGAUUAUGUCUUGCCAGGUAAGGUUGAGAUUUUGGAAUAAGGAUAGGAUUAGAGUUACUAUUUCUGUGUUGUACAUCAAGUAUUUGCUAUUCCAGUUCUGAACUGUUUGAAGCUCGAUGUCCUGGACGCAAGACAAUGAAGAUAUACAAGGAAAACAUCAGAAACUUGCGAUCCUGAAAAACUGUUCACGCAAAAUAAAUGAUCGAAUUCCUUCUUUCACGUGUACGUAAAAGAUUCAAAACCAUGUGAUCAUCACGAAUCACGAAUUGAGAAAACCAUCGAAUAUGUUUCAAGGCUAUGGAAAAUAAACCCUAUCGCACUCACACGAAAAGUAUUGACGGCCCUCAUGAAAUGGAUUGUUUGAAGUUUCUAUGCAUUUUUGCCAUUUAGAGUAUGAGAAAACGUAAGAAAAGAGAUAAUAUACGAACAUAUCUUGCAAAAAUUUUCGAGUUGAAUGCAGAACAUGGCUGCUUCAGAGAAAGGUGCGUCCUGUUGUGUAAAUUUAUUUCCAAAAUAUUUUCUCCAAGAGAGGUGAUGAUCGUGGAAUCAUAACCAGAAUUAUAAUUCCUAGAACUGAAAUCCAUCACAGUCUCACCUGCUGAGCGAUGUGAUUCUAUGCGGUCGCCACAAGAUGACAAUAAUGUAAUUUAGUAUAAGUGAACAUAACAAAUCCUACACGUUGAUUGGUCAAAUUUGACGUAUUAAUCUGUUAUAUUCACCUACAGGUGAAUAUAGCAAAAUCGAAAUUUUCAAAAUGGCGGCUAGCCGUUUUGUUGAAGUUAGUGAUAAAGAAAUAAGCGAAAUUAAAAUGAAUUCUGACCAGAAAAACACAAAAAAAACUUGUGCAAAAAUACUAAAACAAUUAUUCGCCCCCCAGGCUCGGUGAUUAUCGGGGAAUAUUCACCUCGACUUCGUCUCGGCGAAUAUUCCCCGAUAAUCACCGAGCCUCCGGCGAAUAAUUGUUAAUUAUUGUUAUUUAUCAUCUUUGGAGACCAAAAUUCAAAUUAUUUUUGAUAAAUUUUCCUAAUCGAAGAUUCAUUGUUAAUUGAGCUUUUAUUAUAUAAUGAGCCGUAUAAUUUCUCCACUCCUGUUGCUCAAAUGCGAAAAACGUGAACAAGUUUUCAAGUUUUCAAGUUUCACCCCGAGUAAAUCGCAUCGGUCAGCAGGUGACACUGUGCCUUUAAACUAAAGAAACCCACCACAAGUUAUCAGGGACAGUUUGGUAAAGCCAUAUACUACAGCGUAUCAACGUAAAAAAUAAAGAUUACUAAUCCAACAAUAUGUGAAUAAAACAUUAUGAUGAAUAAUUCGAAUAUGGCCUGGUUAUCCAAGUUGUUUUGUACCAUAUAAAACAAAAUUUGUACAAAAUAAAAUAUGUAAUUUAGACAUUGGAAGGAGCCGUGCAGACAGCCAGAUUCAGACAAUAUAGAAAGUAAUAAUUGAUAUUAUUUAUUAAAAAAAUUCCUGGUUUCUGAUUGGCUAACAGCCAACUGUGAAAUUGUCAUAUCAACUCAAUGGCUAACCAAAUACGGAUUUUUCUCAUUCAUAUUAGCAAAAUGACGCCGAAGAGUCAAUAUGAAAAACAUUUGGACGCGUUUGCGCCAUAUUACUAUGACGACGAGAAUCAUAUUGACUCGCUGACGCCAUUGAUAUGACGCGACGACGGCUGCCGAAGGACUAAGCAAUUGUUUUUUUCUUAAUACAAAUAAAAUACAAAUGUUUGUUUUGAAUUUUUUAAAUAAAUAAUAAAACAAUUAUUGAAUUCGGUUUUCGCACAAUAUGAAGAAUUAUCAAGCCCUCAGUUUGCCGUUAUAACGGCAAACUUCGGGCUUGAUAAUUCUUCAUAUCGUGCUCAACCUCAUUCAAUCAAUAAUUGUUAAAUACUGUAAUCCACUUUAUAUAUUGUUAACUGUGCAAGUUUAUGUUCUUUUUUUACUUAACAAUAUAUGCAUGCAUGGUGUUAAUUUUAUUUUCUAAUUUAGUCCUAGCGUUCUAUCUGAAGAAGGUGCUUUAUCUCCGAUAUUUGUGGAAUAUAUUGAAAACACAAGGUAUGUUAGAUAUCAUGCUCAUACAAUUACACCCGACUCUUGGUGAGUGAAGGUAAAAGGGAAGUGUUGGUCGCGUUCGUUAUGAUCGUUGCAACGCCACGUUUCUGGACAAGGUGACCGGCCUCUCUAUAGGUAGACAACGCAACAUUCUAUUCAAACAAACGCAUGAUGGCAUUGUCUACAUGCAUGUAUCAGAAAGGCCAGUCAAUCAGUCUAGAAAUAUCACGUCGAAAAGAUUACAACAGCAUCUAACAAUUACGUCAACGUUCAACUUGAAUCUACUGUAUCGUCGUGUUGCUAUCCCUAGUAAUCCACUUGAAGUAUCUCUGGUAAUUUACCGUUUGUUCUAUCCUUAAUCUGGGUUCAGUAGCCUGUAUGGUCCUAGUAUUUGUAAGCAUAAGAUUUUCCCACUGGAAUACUUUCAGCUUCUGCGACAAGAUAGUGUCCCUGCUGGAAUAUUCAAGCCAAAAUUUCGAACACAUGGAAAUAAUGUGGGGUUUUUUCAUAUUUAGAUUAUAUUUCUGCAGUGGUGAGGCUGAUAGAGAUCCAUCCGCGGUUCAUCAACUUAAAUUAAACUUUGCAAGAUUUAUUCAUAAGAUGAUAAAGAGUUUUCCACGUAAGUUGAAUUACUUUUAACAAUUACAGGUAAACUACGUGAAGCGUUCCUCUUUUGACUUCCUAACUCAUUUGGAAUUUUCCUCAUUAGCUUUCAAUGCAAAUUUGAAAAACUCUUUGCAAAUCCCUUGAGGGAAUUUGCAAUGUUCCUAUCGGCUGUUGCAAUAUUCCAAUGCAAAAAAACUUCAUUUUAAAUUUUCCUAACUUCCUGUUUUAAUUUCCUGACUUCCUGUUCUGUUCUGUUCUGUUCUGUUCUGUUCUGUUCUGUUCUGAGUGUUGUCAUUGGUGGAUUAUUUUUGUCAGCCAAUACAACGCGCAGAACAGAACAGAACAGGAAGUUAGGAACUUGUAACAGGAAGUUAACAAUUUUUAACAGGAACAGAGGAAAAUUUAAUCGGCUUUUAGCAACAUUGCGAAUUCCCUCAAGGGAUUUGCUAGGGAGUUUUUUAAAUUGCAAAGGUAAUGAGGAAAAUUGCAGUCAAUUUAGAAAGUCAAAAGAGGAACACUUGAUAUAGUUUACCUGUAAUGUACAUGUGGCAAGAUCGAUUCUCCUUCACAUGUGCAAUUUCUCUCACCGUUUUUGGUAACAGAAUAACACUUUUGGAGUUGAUUCAAACUUCUUGAAAUUUACAGUUAUAAAACUAGGCUAUACAUAGAGAAUAAUAUCUCACGAGUGAGCGCAGCGAACGAGUGAGAUAUCAUGUUCAACACGAGAAAUAAAUCUGGUAUUUCCAAACACCCAUGUAUUUUUCUGUUUAUUAUAUAAAGGACAGUCUUUGAAAAGCGAUAAUUUUUACAGAAAAGCGAUCAUUGAAAAGCUAUAAUUUCACAUGUGAGAUUAUCUUGAAUAAUCUCACAUGUGAGAUUAUCACUUUUAUCAGUGCUCGAAAUCUCUAUAAAGCACUAUACUUUAUAUAAUAUAAAUUAAUACAUUGAAUUUCAUAUAGCGCACUCACACCCAAAUGCAUUUUACAUAGUAAAUAUAUGAUUAAUAUAUAUACACAACUAAAAAUUGAAAAUUGAUUAACCUAGGAGUACCAAAUAAUUAUACGCAACCAAACUGUACACGCAAGACUAACAAGGUGUACGUGUCUUGAGUUUCUGCUUAAAAAUGACAAUACUACGCCUAAUGUCAGCUGAUGGCAGUCGGCGGUAUAAACAUACCUACGAAUUUGAAAAUAUUCUUAAAGUGAUAAAAAGCAGAUCCCAAAAACUUGGGAACUCAUUGAUAUGCUGCUCAAAGUUCAUUGCUCUGUCGAACACAACUCAAUAUUCCGUGCAGAUGGACUCACUGAAAUUGGGAAGUGCCCGACUAUGAUUGAUUCCUAGGAUAUAGCUGUGGGCAAUGUUUUGAGUACAGUACAAUAAAUACAAUAAUUUAUAUUGUUCUACGCGAAGGUAUAGUUACAUUUAUCUUGCAAGUUUAUUUGAUUCUGUUUGCAGAUUCCACGCUUUGCACAGGACAACUUCUGACGAACGAACUCAGAAGAAACCUGUUUUCCCUCUUGAGUUCAUGGUUUUCUAAAACUGGCACUUCUCCACCAGUUGAAAAGUAUGUAUCUUAUGGUUCUUCAAUGCCAUUUUCUGUCAUUGAAAUAAUAUUCAUGUGAUGUUUGUUUUAUUUAUGCUCUUUAUAAUUAAUUAAGUUAUGUUACUUUUCGUACCAAUUUUCCAAUAGACAUCUUCAACUGAAAAUAUUUCUCAUAAUGAGCGUUCAGUAAAACUUUCCAAUAGACAUCUUAAUUCAACUGAAAAUAUUUUUCAUAAUGAGCGUUCAGUAAAACUUUCCAAUAGACAUCUUCAACUGAAAAUAUUUCUCAUAAUGAGCGUUCAGUAAAACAUAAAAUCAACCCGACAAUUCGCAGCGUGUAAACAUGCACCUUUAAAAUCCCAGAAAAUAAAAAUGUGACAUGAUAGCAUUUUUCUCCGAAUUAACUAAAAUGUUUCUUACAGAAUGAGUUUAUUGCCACCUGAUAAAAGAAGUGAACUGGAAAUUGCUGCAAUUCAGGUAGAUAAUCCAAAAUUUUUUAGAACCACUGAGUAUUUUAACAAAAUACAAAACAAGUGUAACUCCAAAGAUCGAUAACAUUUUUAUAUUUAUCAAAUAUUAUAUUUAUCUUUGGAAAAUAUUAAAAAAAUGUUAUCGAUAUAAAAAUAUAAAAAUGUUAUCGAUCUUUGGAGUUGCACUUGUUUUGUAUUCAGGUAGAUAAUGUUAUAUAUAGUAUGGAUACUACACUGUGCGCUCUAAAAACCUGGGUAUACGCGAAGUCACGUAUUGUAUACGAAUGCGUUAACUGUAUGUAAGAACUACUGUAUCAACCAUAGAUGUUUUCCUAUUUUCGUCAAGAUAGUGGCUAUCCAGUGAGGGACACAAAAUCUAAGAAAAUUUUGUCCAGACUUGCAGCUUGAUUUAAAACAGAAAUAUCAUCUGCAUACAGUAUACUGUAGUGCCCGUGUGAUACUAAGCAUGGUUUUAAACUUAAUCCCGCCAGUAUAAACCAUACGUUGUUCGUCACAUGUGUGUAAAGGCCUCGACUACAGUAUCUACCGAUAUUUCCACCGUUGACCAUGUACUUGUUGGCAUUCUUGUAUAAUCAUGGGAACUUAUCUUACUAUACACACUUCUUGUCAAAUAUACGACAGUAUAAUGUUUGAGGAUCUUGGCUUGUUAAAUUUUUAGGCUCUAUGUGCUGUACUUUGCUGUGGCCCUGUAUUCGACAAAUGUGGACUCACUAAUGAUGGUUAUUUUUAUAAAUGGAUUGAAAAUGUAUUAUGUUCCCCGGACGAAAACGUAUGUAAUACAGAAUAUGAUUGCAGUAUAUAUAAUCUCAAAUAUAUAUGGGGUUAACCUUUUGAUCUCCCUUAUUCGUAUAUUAUUUUCCUCACAUGAAUAAAAGAAUGCUGAACGAUAGUUUCUUGGAAUUUUGUCAAAACAUUUUUUUAUCAAAUUUUGUACAUCAAGGAUUUGCGAACAUUUUACAAUACUUUAUACUUUGUAGUUUGGUUUUAGUUGCUUUCGAUAAUUCCAGUUAUCACAAAAACCUCGUCCUAUAAUUGUUUAAUAUUUGUUGUAGAUAAAUUGUAUUGGUCAAGAAACAUUAGAACUUUUGCUGGACUUGAACGAUGAUGUUCCAUCAGUGUUAGAAUGGGUUAUUAAUAAAUGUUACACUGGAAAUAAAGUGAUCUCGAACAAAUGUUUUCAAGCUCUUACAACUGUCAUGAUUAGAAGGUGAGCUGAGAAAACAUGCAUUUCUGAACGUUCUCUCUCGUCAGUCUCACUGUUGCGGCUAAAGACCUACCUAAAAUGAUCAUGUUUUGUGGCUUUCAGAAACAAAUCAGAAACAAAAAAAAUGAUCAUUGUUCGUGACUCGUUCUUUAGAAAGACGAUUUCUAUAGUUUUAUUGUCUUUCAUUGUUAUAAUCAACCAACCACGAGCCUGGAUAGUAUAGGUAGAUGAUGACCCAUUGUUGUUUAUCAAGAUAUGAUAGUUUGGAAACUUAACAGAAGUGAUUAUGUUAUGUUUUUGUCUGAGUUUAUUUUUUAAUCAAGUUGAGACAAAUUAUUUGUGCACGGUGAGAACAGUUCAACAUCAAACAAAAAUCUUCAAAUUUGUAGCUUUGAAGUUUUGUCUGGCUUCCAGACCAUCAUCAUAUCUUGACAGACUCAGGCUGUUAUGAAAGUAGAUGGAAUUUUCGAACGAAUAUUUACAUACAAUUUUUAUAUAAUUGAUAUUCAUUUUCGUUCGAAAGUUCCAGAUACAAAAAUCUCUUCCACAUUCAGUACUAUCGAACGAGAUGCCAAAAUCUGGUUAUGAAAAUAAUACAGUUUACCGGAUUGUGUUGUUGUAGGACGACGAUUUCCUUUUCUCUCUUCGCCAUUUAAAGUCCCAUUAACUUCGGAUACGAUUUUUGGUAUGUGUAUAAUAGUUGGGUCAUCUGAAGAAGAGAUAUACUGUAAUAUAACCUUGAUUAAAUUAAUAGUAAAAAAUCUCAUUCUAUCGACUUUUUCACUGUCAAAGUUGCCUGAUCAGUCAGUGGAUAACAACAUAUCUGUGAGCUUUGACAGCGAAAAAAUAAUCAAGAUGAUGUUUUUUCACUAAAAUAUUACACGUACCGAAAAUCUGUGCAUCUUUGUUUGUGACCUCCAGAAUGAAAAGGCUCAUUGGUCACUUUCAACCAAAAGUGUCUAAUAUCCAACAGUUUUGAAACAUUUUUAGAAGAAAUCGAACUUUCGAACGUGCAAAUUUAUUCCUUCCUCCGUUAAUUUUCAAUGUCGCUGCUGUUGUUGAAAUGUGUUUUGUGUGUGAUCAUAUUAAAAAAAGGCUGGUGUCUUCGUUUUGGAAAAACAUUAUAUUUCCUCCUUCUGUGGCGCAGUCGUCAGAGCACGCGGCUUUCACCUCUGAGUUUGUGGCUUUGAUUCUCGCUACGGACUCGUGUGAAAAGAGUCAGUCAACGCUCUGCCCAAACUCGUGGGUUCUCUCCAGGUGUUCCGGUUUUCUCUCACUGGGAAAGUUGACAGGGUGGGUUAGGAUAAUAUCACAAUUAAGUUCUUUGUAGGUUUGCAUGGCGAUAAAACAUAUAAUACUUUAGUUUGUGGAAACACCAGGUAAAUUUAUUACUGCAAAGCACUGAUGAAGAUCCGGGCUUACGGAUCGAAAGCUUUGCAGUAAUAAAUUUACGUGUAUGUUUCCACAAACUAAAGUAUUAUAAUAUCACAGUUGUUGUAAAGUUAAAAUGGUCUAGGCUAAGCAUGGAUAAUAAAAUAAAUGGAUAGGAAACUUCUGACGUCAUUGGCCGCAACCUUGUUGAAAAACGUGACGUCACGUGUAUUGCGAAUAUUACCAAAGUUCUCGGCAUUUUUGUUGUUUUGCUAUAUUUUCCACUUUAAAAGGGUGAUAUUGAAGCAUAAACUGGUCUAAUUGUUUUAAAAACAUGCCUAAGCCACGACAAAGUAUUCAAGGUAAAUGUUUUUCGUCUUUGUUUUGUAUCUUUUUACAUUUGUAGCUACGAAAUUGGCGUCACAAAUUUCAACGAAAUUUGCGAUGUAGUUUUCACUGUUUAGUGCUUGAAAUAUUUGCUAAAAUUGACUGGGAAUACUUAGAGUUUUCAUCGUAGAAUGGCGUGGUUAUAUUUAUUUGCUCUUUGACUAAAAUGUCUAGCUGUAUUAUUGCUAAACAUGCCGUUUUUGAGAAUUUGGUUUUCAACUAGGUUGAGGCAUCCAACCACGCCAUCAGUCCAUUAAAAACAUUAGGUCACGUCAGCUAGUUUCCUAUCCAUUUAUUUUAUUAUUCAUGGGCUAAGUAAGUAAUUAUUGUAGGUGAGCAUAAUACUUGACGUAAAGUACAUUUGAUCAUAUCUACAUGUAAAUUUAUGCUAUAGAAAUGUUAAUUGUAAUGGUAAGUCAUGUAUUUUGUUUCUCAGACCAUAUCCUUGUGAAGCUAUCGCUGUCAUCAGUGUUGUUUUGUUCAAGACAUCCAGUGCUGAUCCAGGAGAACGAGAGAAAGCUGCUCAGCUACUCCAGUUGUUGGAAAGGUAAGGAUUUUUGCCGCUGAAUUCUCAUAUAAAUUUUAUCGUGACCAAAACUAAUCCUGAAAUUACCGGCUACAUGUACAGAGGCAGCCCAAUGUUCGUGCUCGUGUGUUAAUAGACAGGUUCAGAUUUGUGUUGAUGUCUCCAUCCGUUGUGUUGAUGCCUAUGCCAAUGAACUGCAGUGUUCCAAUGAACUGCAGUGUUCCAAUGAACUGCAAUGUUCCAAUGAACUACAGUGUUCCAAUAAACUACAGUGUUCUAAUGAACUACAGUGUUCCAAUGAACUACAGUGUUCCAAUGAACUGCAGUGUUCCAAUGAACUACAGUGUUCCAAUAAACUGUAGUGUUUCAAUGAACUACAAUGUUCCAAUGAACUACAGUGUUCCAAUGAACUGCAGUGUUCCAAUGAACUACAGUGUUCUAAUGAACUACAGUGUUCUAAUGAACUACAGUGUUCCAAUGAACUACAGUGUCCCAAUGAACUACAGUGUUCUAAUGAACUGCAGUGUUCCAAUGAACUGCAGUGUUCCAAUGAACUACAGUGUUCCAAUGAACUACAGUGUUCUAAUGAACUGCAGUGUUCCAAUGAACUACAGUGUUCUAAUGAACUGCAGUGUUCUAAUGAACUACAGUGUUCCAAUGAACUGCCGUGUUCCAAUGAACCACAGUGUUCUAAUGAACUGCAGUGUUCCAAUGAACUACAGUGUUCCAAUGAACUGCAGUGUUCCAAUGAACUACAGUGUUCCAAUAAACUGUAGUGUUUCAAUGAACUACAAUGUUCCAAUGAACUACAGUGUUCCAAUGAACUGCAGUGUUCCAAUGAACUACAGUGUUCUAAUGAACUACAGUGUUCUAAUGAACUACAGUGUUCCAAUGAACUACAGUGUCCCAAUGAACUACAGUGUUCUAAUGAACUGCAGUGUUCCAAUGAACUGCAGUGUUCCAAUGAACUACAGUGUUCCAAUGAACUACAGUGUUCUAAUGAACUGCAGUGUUCCAAUGAACUACAGUGUUCUAAUGAACUGCAGUGUUCUAAUGAACUACAGUGUUCCAAUGAACUGCCGUGUUCCAAUGAACUACAGUGUUCUAAUGAACUGCAGUGUUCCAAUGAACUACAGUGUUCCAAUGAACUACAGUGUUCUAAUGAACUACAGUGUUCUAAUGAACUGCAGUGUUCCAAUGAACUGCAGUGUUCCAAUGAACUGCAGUGUUCUAAUGAACUGCAGUGUUCCAAUGAACUGCAGUGUUCCAAUGAACUACAGUGUUCCAAUGAACUACAGUGUUCUAAUGAACUGCAGUGUUCCAAUGAACUACAGUGUUCUAAUGAACUGCAGUGUUCCAAUGAACUGCAGUGUUCCAAUGAACUGCAGUGUUCCAAUGAACUGCAGUGUUCCAAUGAACUACAGUGUUCCAAUGAACUGCAGUGUUCUAAUGAACUGCAGUGUUGUAAUGAACUACAGUGUUCUAAUGAACUGCAGUGUUCUAAUGAACUACAGUGUUCCAAUGAACUGCAGUGUUCCAAUGAACUACAGUGUUCCAAUGAACUGCAGUGUUCCAAUGAACUGCAGUGUUCCAAUGAACUUUUCUUUUGGAUUUGUUACCAGUUUAAAUUUGUUUUUCACCUGUAUCCUUUUUUGUUGACAAAAAUAAUCCAUAUUUUUACCCAUGUUGCUGACACUGCGAAUUUAGGGUGUGUUUUUUGUCACGUCCGCAUUCUAGAUUUACCACAUCUGGCAGCCUGUUGUUACAAAAUAAUUUUAAGCUUGCUAUUACUAAGUGACAGUUAGAGAGUGUGAAUGCUGAUUUUGAUGAACCUAUCUCAAAUUUAAUUCCAAAUUUAAUCCCGAGUUGUCUUAAUGCUAGGGGUUUUAAAAUAGCAUUACUUAAUAUAGUCGGUCUUCCGAAUCAUGUUGACGAAUUACGCAUAUCUAAACUCUUUCUCCAUUUUGACUUGCUUGCUUUGAAUGAAACUAGACUGGAUUCAACAAUUUCGGAUGGUCUAGUAAAAAUUCGUGGCUACGAUAUCGUCAGGAACGACAGAUCACGUAAAGGGGGAGAUGUUUGUAUCUACCUCCGUAGUACUAUCAACUAUAAAAUUCGAUAUGAUCUGGUCCCUGAUGAUGUUGAAGCAAUUUGUUUGGAAAUUUCUAAGCCAAAUUCUCGAAACUUUAUUGUUGCAUCCGUCUAUCGACCACCGAGCUCCACACCUGAGUUUUUCCUAACAUUUGAAAAAUUGAUUGAUGACGAAAAUAAAGAACUUCACAUCUUAGGAGACCUAAUUUGUAAUAUGUUGACAAAUAUUCCUAAUCACCCAACUAAAACACUUAAAGGUAUUCUUGAAACAUAUCAACUAUAUCUCAACUCAUCACUGAGGCUACACAAAUAACAACUAGAUCAUGCACUCUUAUAGAUCAUUAUAUUACAUCUAUGCCAGAAAAAAUCGUUCAGUCUGGAGUAAUACCCACAGGAAUUAGUAACCAUAGCCUAAUCUUUGGUAUUAGGAAAAUAAAUCUUGUAUUAAGUACCCGCAAAAGUUAGAAAGUCGAAGUUAGAAACAUGAAACGAUUUAAUGAAGAGAAGCGCUUUAAUGAGGAUCUGUUGACCCAACCUUGGGAACAGACUGUACUAAAGUCAGAUACUGAUUCUAUGUGGGCCUGUUGGAAGGAAUUAUUUCUGGACGUUCUUGAUAAACAUGCCCCAAUUCAACAUAUUAGGAAACGGUCUUCUAGUGUACCGUGGGCGACCGCGCAUAUUUGAUAAAUAUACUUGAUAGAGAUAGAGAUAGAAAGAAACAUAAAGCGAUGGUGACAAAACAAAGUGCCGAUUGGGAUGUGUAUAAAACAUCUAGUAAUCGGGUAAAUAUUGCGACAUGCCAAGGCUGAGUAUUAUCGUACUAAAAUAGCUCACCAAAAAAAAAAUCCUAAAGAGGCAUGGAAAACAAUUAAUGAUUUAUUAGGCCGAUCUCCCAAUGACACCAUUGUGAAUGAAUUGAAGAUUAAUGAUUUUAAUAUUACUUCUACUGAAGAAAUGGCUAAUGCCUUCAAUGAAUAUUUUACUAACAGUGGCCCUAACCUAGCUAAUUCUAUCGACGAUUCCAAUUCCUCGUUUGGAAACAUUUGUUAAAUCUGCUGAAUCUAAAAUGGAUCGUUUUAAGCUGGUGUCAGUGGGUAAAGUAGUUAAGCUUUUGAAUGGCUUAUCCAAUGGUAAAGCCGCUGGUCUUGAUAAAAUAUCUGGUAAAAUUUUACAAGUUGCUGCUAGUACAAAAAUUGCCCCAUCACUUACGCAUAUUUUUAAUAAUGGUUUAAUUUCACAUUGUUUUCCAUAUAAAUGGCAAGACUUGUACCAAUUCACAAAAAAGGCCCGCGGAAUUUAACAGAAAAUUAUAGGCCAAUUUCCAUUUUGCCUGCAAUAAGUAAAAUAAUGGAAAGAAUAAUGUAGGCUAUGACCAGAUAUACCAAUAUCUUACUGAUAACUUUCUACUUUCUGAGCACCAAUUUGGAUUUCGCAAAUAUCACUCUACUGCCUCGGCAUUACUGUAGAUAGUACGAACAGCUGGUAUGUCAAUAUGGACCGCAAAAUGUUUAAUUUGGUUGUUUUGUUAGAUCUUAAGAAGGCAUUUGAUAUUGACGAUGGUAUUCUGUUGAGAAAAUUAGAACUUUAUGCCUCAAGGGUCUAUUCUUGGGCCUCUCUUUUUCCUCAUAUACAUGCAUAAAUGACCUUUCAGAAUGUUUAAAUCAUGCUACUCCUCGACUGUGUGCCGACCAUACCAAUCUUACAGUAGCUGGUGAACGUAUUCAGGAAAUUGAGUUGAACAUGAAUAGUGAUCUUACAUGCAUAAAUGAAUGGCUUUUAGCCAACAAACUGAGUCUUGAUGUUGCAAAAACAGAAUUUAUACUUAUUGGCUCAGCUCAUAAACUAAAUAACAUUGUUACACAGCCAGAUCUCAAAAUUAAUCAUGUAAAAAUUAAACAAGUCAAUAAAGCUACCGUACUUGGAGUAGAACUUUGACGAUAAACUAUCUUGGAAUAAACACAUCGAUAAAGUCGCUAAAAAAGUUACCUCAGGAAUAGGAGCCAUUAGGAAAAUUCGUGAUUUUGUUAACCGAGACACUUUGAUUUCUAUUUACAAUGCCUUAAUUAUUCCUCAUUUUGACUAUUGCAGUGAUGUAUGGGAUACCAUGGGUGUCGGACUUUCAAACAGGCUGCAAAAACUUCAAAAUAGAGCUGCAAGGGUAAUAAUGAACUUUAGUAAUGAUAUUUCUGGACCAGAAGCAAUAAAAGCGCUAGGAUGAAAAACUCUGGAGACUCGACGAGCCAAGUAUAAAGCUAAAACAAUGUACAAGGUUUUAAAGAACUUGGCCCCGAGUUCGCUUGCGGAACUGUUUGAACACAAGAGAAAUAAAAUAUUACUAAACACGACCUCAGGGCUCUUCUACCUCGCUGCAAUUGCCCCCAACCAAAAACUGAAAAACCAAAGAAAAGCUUACGACGGAGCUAAAGUUUGGAAUUCUCUACCUGCGGAUGUGCGUAAUUCGGAUACAUUGACAAUAUUCAAAGAAAGAAUUCGUGCUCAUGCCGCCUAAAUUCUUUCAGGCGUCAAAUUUUGAGUAGCACUUUUAACUUUUCUAUUUUAAAAACGUUAGCAUGCUGUUAUUGACACAUAUACUUGUUUGCGUAGCGUAGCGUAGCGUAGCGUAGCGUAGCGUAGCGUAGCGUAGCGCAGCGUAGCGCAGCGUAGCGCAGCGUAGCGUGGUGUAGCGUGGUGUAUCGUAGAUGUGGUAAAUUGUCCUGUAUAUAUGUAUGUAUGUAUGUAAUUGUGUACGUUUUUAUAUGUAAUUCACACAAUUCGUGGAAACCAACUUAAAGUUGACGAUGCUAGCGUGUGACUUUUAAAUAAAGUUUUACUACUACUACUACUAUCUAAAGGCCGAGACACGUAUCGCGCCGCGUUGUCGAAUCGCGUCCGGUGUGUCUCGGCCUUUAAGCUCUCUAUUGUAUGUGAGUGCACGCGACAAUAUAUAGCGUCCCAUUCCUUGUACUAGCCAGGGCCGUUGUGCGAAUUGUAUUGUUUUUCUCUAUAGACGUUUCCUGUCGUAUUGUGCGCCUGGUUUAUCUAAGUAUUCUCAAAGUCCAAUGGAAUUAUCAGACCGCUUAGCAAAUUUCCAUCCAGAACUUACCAUCCCUCUACUUGCAGGUAUAUAAAUUUAUUAAGAAUAUAUAUAUUAUAGUAUGAAAUUUACUUUCUGUGAUUAUAAUACCUUGCAAACUGGUAAUGCGUGCACCAAGGCCCGAUUUUGCUGGAAAUGGUGGGGGAAGUGGAAAAAAUUUGACGAGGUGCAGCGCUGUAGCUCACCGCAUGGAAUGUUAGGGCUUAGAACGUACCCCCCCCCCCCCUAAAAUCAACUACGUGACGUAUGCAUGUACUGUACAUAUGUAUCAGUUUAUUUAUCAUUGUACAUAUGUAUCAGUGUAUAAAGUGUAUAUUCUUUUUACACAUUUCAUUAAAAGGAUUCUUGACAUAAAAAUUUGUCAAAUUCUCACUUUGGUAUAUCAUUUAACCUUGCCCAAGGUGCAUGACUUUUCACGGGAGGUGCGAAACGAUCUCUCAGGGGAGGUGAGCACUUCCUCACACCUCCCCUCAAAAUCCGGCCAUGGUGCUCACAGUUUCCAACAUGUGAAGGGUGCAUAGUUUCAUAUAUUCGAAUGUAAAUAAAGCUUCCAGCGUUCUGACCACUCGCUAAGCUUGUAGGAUUCCCGAUUGAGACAUGCCUGAUAACAUUCAGAAUGAUCACAUUUUUUUAUUGUUUUGUUUUCACAGAACUGACCUACAGGUUUGAGACUGCACCUUUUGCCUACCAACGAAUUAUCCUAAAAUAUAUGUUACCGUGGCUAUGUAAUGUGCAGUUAGUAGAUAUUGCGUCGAACAGAACAACGCUCAAUCCACGAGACGCUCCCGAGGAAGAUCUAGCCAAUAAUACUGAUAGAGAGAAUCCAUUACCUCAUGUGGAGAUGACAGGUGAUGGAUGGGGUUCAAGCAAAGCUACUCAACUUGUUCUUAAUAAUCUAUUCUAUCUAACUGUCAAGGUACUUGUUUGAGAUUUAACAAAUAUAAAACAUUUUCCUUGUUGAUAUACAGUUAUAUUCAACACGAGCGGAAAUUAGGAAAACGAGAAAAUCGGAAAUUGGAACGGAAAAUCGGAAAUUCAAGGGUUCAAACAAAGCUACUCAACUUGUUCUUAAUAAUCUAUUCUAUCUAACUGUCAAGGUACGUGUUUGAGAUUUAUAUCAACACGAGUGGAAAUUGAGAACAAGAAAUUGUGUGGAAACACAACGCGCGAAGGGCGGAGUGUUUUCACACAAUUUCGAGUUUUCCCAAUUUCCACGAGUGUUGAUAUAACUGUACAGUAUAUCAAUACGGGAAAAUGUUAUAUUUUUUAUAAUAUACCACAAAGAAAUAUAAAGAAAGAAAUUUUCUGUGUUGACAUUGAGUUCUAUCAACACGGCUCUUAACCAAUCAGCGUUCAGAAUUUACAAAUGCUAUAUUAUAAUAUGUUUUCAUCCGCGUUGGAAUGUGUUGGAUUUGUCUUGCUUUGCCGAGUAAACUGAAUACGUGAUUAGCCCAUUGUAUAAUUUACAGUAUGCGCGAUACAUAACGUAAUUGACGAUUCCCCUUAUUACGUUUUCGUAGCGCUUUGCAUUGUGGUUAUAGUGGUAUCACUGAUAUUCAAGAUUGCUUAUUUUUUGUCCUGACCCGUGCAAGAACUUUUAAAAAAAGCUAGGGUCAGGUGCGCGAUAGCCAAUAGCAAAAUAUUCGCGAAAACAUUCAAUAUUUUCAUUCGAGGCCGCUAUCUUUAUCAGUGAUACCACUAUAACCACAAUGCAAAGCGCUACGAAAACGUAAUAAGGGGAAUCUCGAAUUCGCUGGUGGAGGUACGCAGAGUGCUCUCUCUAGGUUCGUGUUUGUAUUUAUUAUUUGGACACAGGUUAACAUUACACUAUAACAAAUUUCACAGUACAUACUAAACGUAUUUUUUGCUCGAACAAAUGAUGUUAUUGCAUUAUAACAAUAUGAAAGUACAUACUUUCGAAGAAAAUUAGGAAGGUUGUCGCAGUCCUCAGAGGAAGCAUCUUUCAUCUCGCUUCCAUUCUUGUUCUUGACUCAUUCUUCUGAAAAAAGUUAGUCAAUGUUUUGUCGUGAAAUUACGGGUAUUCCCGUGUAAUUGCAACAGGAAAUGGUAAAAAUGGUGGGUUAAGAAACACAUCAACAUAGUUGCUAUUGUAAUCUGUAUAUGAGCGAAUUUUGCGAAAGAUCAGACAAACUUCUUUGUAACAUUGAUAACGAAGUGCUCCCCUACCCUGAAAAAUAUGUUACAGUCUCCUUUUUGUUUUCCUUAUAGUAUGGUGAAGAUUUUAAUGCAGAACUUGAAGAGCUUUGGAGUGCUUUGUCUAACGCAUGGAUUGGAAAUAAUCAUGAGAUUAUGAAUUACCUCAACAUUCUUGCUGGAGUUGCAGGCCAUAGGGAAUUUUUUCCACACGUAAGAAAUUCAUUCAAUAUUUUAUAAGUUUAUGCUUUUAGUUUGUACUGUACAUUUGACCAAGUGGCCGUUACCACAAUCCUUUGCGAAUCUAGAUCAGUCAUCAUAUGUAAAUAUUUUGUAUAUAUGAACGUAAAGACUGACAGCAUUUUCUCUGCCUUAGUUCUCUCAUUCAGACCCAGUGGGCACUUAUACUAUCGCAAUGGUGCCUUCCAGUCACGAUUCAGUGAUCGAAAUGCUGCAUUGUCUCUUCAUUGUUUUGAAAAUUCCAUUCUUCUCCAUUCCAACCAUUCACACGUUUUACAAAAGGGCCUAUUGCAUUUUUCUAUGAUCAUGAAAUUGUUUGGUAGUUGCAUACUUUAAACUACUACUUAUGAGCUGUAUUUUUUAUACUUAUGAGCUGUAUUUUGUAUACUUAUGAGCUGUAUUUUUUAUACUUAUGAGCUGUAUUUUUUAUACUUAUGAGCUGUAUUUUUUAUACUUAUGAGCUGUAUUUUUUAUACUUAUGAGCUGUAUUUUUUAUACUUAUGAGCUGUAUUUUUUAUACUUAUGAGCUGUAUUUUUUAUACUUAUAUGAGCUGUAUUUUUUAUACUUAUGAGCUGUAUUUUUUAUACUUAUGAGCUGUAUUUUUUAUACUUAUGAGCUGUAUUUUUUAUACUUAUGAGCUGUAUUUUUUAUACUUAUGAGCUGUAUUUUCGUUCACUGCACACCUCAACUCUACUCACGGUGUUGAAUUUUAACACUCUGUUCUAAACCCUGGAACAUUUACUGGAAAUUGUUUUCAAAAUCUCCACUAUGGAAAUAGUAUGCUUCCUAAUUGGAAAUAAUUCCAUUGUAAUGGCCAUUCCCAUGCUGUGGAUAUAGUAUGGAAAUAGUGUGGAUAUAACUAUAAGUUCUUUGUAAGGUUGGCAUGGCGAUAAUAUAUGUUAUUGGUUGUGGAAACACAACGUAUAUCUUUUAUUGCAAAAUAAUUAUGCAAUAAUGAAUAUACGUGGUGUGGAUUUAGUGUUGCAACUGAUUUCCAUAGUAUCGAUUUCUCUAUUUUUAGCGAUUAAUGUUGUAUAUCAUUUACAAAUUAUUAGGGUUUUUUUCUACUCUUUAUGCUUCUGUGAACUAGGACAGUAGUUACUAGACAUGGUGAAAUAAGAAUGUGUGAAUUGGGUAUUAACAAGCUAGUUUUGUGACGCCAUUGAAUAAUGUAUUUUUAAUAUUUCAGGCAAAAAGACUUGUUGUGUAUUUAGUCCGCGCCAACAAAGAGGGAACAAUACAAACUCUAAUGGAUGAACUUCAGGUAGGCAAUUAAAUUUUAAAAAUCACAAAGCACGUUAAUAUUAUAUUAGUUCAUUAUCAGACUUUCUAAAUUUCUGUUCUCUAUAUAGUUAACUGAACCAGUCGCCCCUCAGUUUGAACGAUGUGAUCAACCUCCAUAUUACACCAUCCUAUAUAAAGAGCAUUCAGCUUCAAACCUUGCUGAGAGUGACGAAAGUAAAGAAGGAAACAGAAAUGAAAUUGAGAUUAAAAAAGAUAUUGAUGUGAUUGUAGAAAAUGCAGUAGAAAAUGUCGAACAAAUGCCAAACAAUAUAUCAGGUAGUGAAGCAUUAUUUAAAAAUUUUGUAUGUCAUAGGUAACAUGGCUUUACCAGUAGAUUACCAUGUAAACACAAUGUUCUUUUCUGAGGGAAUCCAUGCCUUGGCAAGUUAAGUUCUGUUAUCAAGGCUGCAGAGGGAGCAAGCCAGCACGAGAAGCAAUUUAUUUUCAUCAUAUAGUGUUAUUGGGUGCAUGGUUAUUUGGAGAUAAAAAAUAUUUAAGUGGCAGUCCCGCUAAGAGCGGUCCGACUUUGACUUCGGAAAAUAGAUUUCCUUUAUUUUUUGUGUGUUGAAAGGCAUUGGUAUACAAGUGCCCAAAAUAAAUUUAUUUUUUGAAAAUUCUUUUUUAUGGCUUCGCUAGACGCCGAAACUCGUUUUACCCAUGCAGAGCUAAUUCCAAGCAAAAUCGAAGGUUGAAUUUCGGUAUGAUUGUAGAGCCGCGCUGUGUCAAAGCGCCUGACUAUUUCCAAAUUUCAACUAGAUCAACAAGUUAAGAUACAAUUCAGGUUCCCUGUUCCAAAAAAUAAGAGCAUUUGAAUAAAUUGUGAAUAAACGACAGCGACUUGACGGCAGACCGGUUUUUGCUUCUUGUUCGGUCUACAAAAUUACACUAAAAUCGAAGCUUGAGAUCUCCAAAUGGGGACCUAAAAUUACGCUGAAAUGUGCUUGGCUGUAAUGAUUUAUACUUAUUUUCAGAAGAUCUGAAGAAAAACCUGCGGGUAUCAAUCUGUAUUUGGCGCGAGUUAAGAUUUUCUGGGCCCAUAAUCAAUGAUUUUUGCAUAAUUUAUAGCUAAUUAACAUAUUUCUUGAGGGCGCUAAAAGUAAACAAUUUCUUUCUGACUAACAUAUCUCAGAUGAAAGAGACUACCACAGCUAGUAAUACCCUUUUUGUAAAUAUAGUCGUAAUGUUCUUUUCCUGACACGCUGAGAGAGCUUUGUUUUUGAAUGUUAUGCCACAUUUAUUCAGUCUGACCAGAUUCAUAAAUGUCACGAACUUGUAUAUUUCAAAAAUAUCAGUACCACAAAUCAGAAUUCACAAAGACCGAUUAUUCUUUCCUUGAUUCAGUUGAUGGAUUUAGUUGAUUGAUUUAAAAAACUAUAAGUAUAAUAGAACAUUCCAUGUGUUUCCAUUGCCCCUAUAUAGGGCUAGAAUUUUUAUCAAUAUGUUCUAUUUUUCUGUGGCAACGGCAUAUUAAAGGCAGGUGUAAAAGUCGGAUCGGAUUGCCAGUCCGGGUCGGAUUAGGUCGGAUCGUGCAGGUAUAAAAGUCGGACCGGAUCGCCAGUCCGGGUCGGAUUAGGUCGGAUCGUGCAGGUAUAAAAGUCGGACUGGAUCGCAUUGAUGACCGAAUCGCUAGUCCGGCCGUGCCAAAUUGCCAAAACGAAAAUACACGCUUCACAUGUGAAAUUUGAAGAUGCAGAACUCUGAUCAGAAACAUCUACACUAUUGUUUUCAUUAGACAUUAUACUUAUAUGCAGCUUUAUUAUCACAAAAUUUUAAAAUAGCCAUGGCAAUAGCUGAAUUCCGUCUGGUAUAAGUAUGAAACGAAAACUAUCGGACGGAUAAACUCGAAAAAAUAGGAGACCCUCACCAUCCAAGUUUCUUUUGAACGUUACGAGCAGAAACCCGUCUUGAUGUAUUCGUCUUAUAUAAAUUUAAGACGGAUUUCCGUCUAAGACGAGAAACUCGUCAGACGGAAAAGUUGAAACGCGGAGAACCCGUCGUUAACCGGAUUUAUACCAAGACGAGUUUCUGGUCUGAGACGAGUUUCCCGUCUUGGACGGAAAUCUGUCUUCUAAUAUGAAUUCAGCUAAUGACGCGUAGACGUUAAACAAUGGGCCUCGACUAAUAUAAAGCAAAGCUUAAAGUAUAAUUCACCGUCUUUCCAUAACAUUUUCCCAACACAAGUAAAGGCUUUUAAAGUGCCCCUAACCUGUUGUAUCCAUUAUUCCGAUUUGCCACGCUGUGUAAAUAACGCGGGAAAGAUGCAAACUUCCAUUUGUGUAAGUAACAUUUCCCGGAAUAUCCUGAUAUUUCUAAAUUUUCUAAAGAUCCGACUUGGUCCGACCUAAUCCGACCCGAACUGGCGAUCCGGUCCGACUUUUACACCUGCCUGCAUAUUAACAAAAUACGACACAAAAAUGUACAUUCGAAUGUACGUUUGAAUUGAAUUUACUUAACGCGAAAUAAAUACUAAAAUAGGAAUUUUCUAUGCUGGGUUAGUAAAAGAAAAAGCAUAAUUUUAAUUGUACGUAAUUUCGAUGAAUACUAUAAAAAAAAUUAUACGCAUUGUUUAUAUAAAUUAGCUAACAUUUACACAUUUAUUACGAUAGUAGCGACGUUUGUUUUGGCCAUGUAACAAAAUAUAUAUAAACUAUAAGCAUUCUGAUCGGGUUAUUUAACAAAAAUAUCAAACUUGUGUCUUGUGAAUUUUAAUUCACAAAACUUUUGAAAUUUAUUCUCAGCUAUGGAGCUCACGAACAUAUUUUUUUUCAAAGAAAAAUAUUGAAAUUCGAUUAUUUAUAAAAUUGAUAUUUUUGUUAAAAAUGUUAGCUAAUUUAUAUAAACAAUGCGUAUAAUUUUUUUAUAGUAUUCAUCGAAAUUACAUACAAUUAAAAUUAUGCUUUUUCUUUUACUAACCCAGCAUAGAAAAUUCCUAUUUUAGUAUUUAUUUCGCGUUUAAUAAGUAAAUUCAAUUCAAACUUAAUAAAUAACAUUCUGAUAUGUCGGUCAUAAAUUCGAAUGUACAUUUUUGUGUCGUAUACCGUAUUUUGUUAAUAUGCCGUCGCCACAGAAAAAUAGAACAUAUUGAUAAAAAUUCUAGGCCUAUAUAGGGGCAAUGGAAACACGCGGAAUGUUCUAUUAUACUUAUAGUUUUUUAAAUCAAUCAACUAAAUCAAUCAACUGAAUCAAUGAAAGAAUAAUCGGUCUUUCUGAAUUCUGAUUUCUGGUAUAUUUUUGAAAUAUACAAGUUCGUGACAUUUAUAUGAAUCUGGUCAGACGGAAUAAAUGUGGUAUAACAUUCAAAAACAAAGCUCUCUCAGCGUGUCAGGAAAAGAACAUUACGACUAUAUUUACAAAAAGGGUAUUACUAGCUGUGGUAGUUUCUUUCAUCUGAGAUAUGUUAGUCAGAAAGAAAUUGUUUACUUUUAGCGCCUCUCAAGAAAUAUGUUAAUUAGCUAUAAAUUAUGCAAAAUCAUUGAUUAUGGGCUCCAGAAAAUCUUAACUCGCGCCAAAUACAGAUUGAUACCCGCAGGUUUUUCUUCAGAUCUUCUGAAAAUAAGUAUAAAUCAUUACAGCCAAGCACAUUUCAGCGUAAUUUUAGGUCCCCAUUUGGAGAUCUCAGGCUUCGAUUUUAGUGUAAUUUUGUAGACCGAACAAGAAGCAAAAACCGGUGUGCCGUCAAGUUGCUGUCGUUUAUUCACAAUUUAUUCAAAUGCUCUUAUUUUUUGGAACAGGGAACCUGAAUUGUAUCUUAACUUGUUGAUCUAGUUGAAAUUUGGAAAUAGUCAGGCGUUUUGACACAGCGCGGCUCUACAAUUUACCGAAAUUCAACCUUCGAUUUUGCUUGAAAUUAGCUCUGCACGGGUAAAAUGAGUUUCGGCGUCUAGUGAAGCCAUAAAAAAGAAUUUCAAAAAAUAAAUUGAUUUUGGACACUUGUAUACCAAUGCCUUUCAACACACAAAAAUUAAAGGAAAUCUAUUUUCCGAAGUCAAAGUCAUCGGACCGCUCUUAGCAGGACUGCCACUUAAGACGUAACCGGGAGUUGUUGUGAACUGUAGCCAGCUCGUACCUAUCCGGUCCUGUGAUUCUGAUGUAACACGCUGUACCUACAAGCGCAGUUGGGAAGACCUUAGGACAAGUUCAUUACUCCAUGCACGAAAUAACCCUUAACUUUUGUUUCUGUUAACCGAAAGGCCCAUAUUUCGCAAUUGUAGCUUCUUGCAAAGAUGUAGAUGAGAAAUUCACACCUUAUGAAGAAGACAACAAAGAUAACCCAGGUCCAGUUUCAGAUAAGCUUGACUGGGCCAAAGCUUGGGUGUCCUCUGUACAUAAUAGUCGUCAGCGAUGUUGUACGUCAGGACUGCCAUUACCAAUACCUCUAUCAGAACUUCGCUUUGCUGCUUUGGUUGAUGUAUUGCCUCUACCACAGGUGGUCACACCUUUAUACAGGUACAUGAUAUAUUUAGUGAUGCAAGACUGAGUUUAAAACGACUUUAUUUAUAUUGGUUAGCUGUUCUUCCUAAACGUCCAGUGGAGCCACCCCUUGUUAUUACAGCUGUAUCAGUUCGAGACUGUUCUCCCUUGAGGCACUUACCAUUGUUUCCCGUUUAUUCAGUGAUUUCAAAAAAUACUAGAAUAAGUUCUAAUUUUGGAACAAAGGCACCCUGUAUAAGACAAUUAAUGUUAGUAACUUCUGACUUGCUACCUACAAUCGUAUACUGUGCGAGUUUUAAAAUUCACUAAUAUAGGUCAAUGUACCGUUUGUAUUUAUCACGUCUAUUUUUAUUUAAUUUCAGGUGCAAUUUUUCCUUAAUCCUGCUCAGUGAAGUUAUACGUGAUCAACCAAGAGUGAAUUGGUUACCACAUCUUCCGCUUAUGCUACAUGUUGUCUUUCUAGGUAUACCAUUGUCUACAUUCACAAUCUGUACUGACCAUGUUGGCCAUGUUACCGCGGCCAAAAAUGGAAAAACACGAACGUAGCAUCAUUAUUUAGACAAAGCCGUACAUAGGUUCAUAAAAUAAAGUGUUGCCACUUACAACAGACAGAAUUUCCUCCUAUUUAUGUCGUAAGAAAUUUUGUAAAAUGUAGUUCGUUAAAAUUGGUAAAAGUGGCCUGUCACAAGUAUAUGUUUUGCCUAACUGCAUAGGUAAUGCAUGGGAACCGUAUGGUGUUAAAACGGCUUUAAAUGCCCCCCCCCCCCCGAGAGUUUCUAAUAUAACGUAUUUAAUGUCGGUGCCAAAUAUGAGGGUGUGCUCGCCUUGUAUUUGGUUGUAAAGCAUAGAACAGCAACAGGCAUAGUCUAUUGUUGGCGAGCAUAACUGGAACCGUAUUUUGGGUAUUCUGGGUAAUUGACUGAUACGCACCCUGGAAAUUUAGAAACACUCACAAAAUCUAAAAUUGUAAGUGUAUUUUUAAUGACUUGCUGUUUUGAUUUGCAUUGUAGGUUUCGACCACAGUAAAUCUCUUAUUCACGAACAUUGUAAAAGUUUGCUGGUCAACCUGGCAGUUAUUCUUGUGUUACAAGGAGAUUACUCAAGUAUUGCUCAUGCUCUCAUGAAGUUUCAGUAUUUCUCACAUUGUGCUGCUGACCAACGUUAUAACGCGGGUUCAAGCAUACCGCGUGAUGGCACUGUACUCUCUCUUCCAGAAAAAGAAGACCCAAGUGAAAGGUAUGUAAGGAUUCAUUUUGGCUUGAUUUUUUAUUAAAGUCUCUACACAUAUUGCCAUGGUCUCGCAUGUUGAUAUACAAUAUCUUUGUUGCAGUGACUCGAGUAAAUUAGAGAAUCAAGGUGGAGAAAAUAAUGUUAACUGGACGGAGAAAGUGAAAUGGCUCAUCUGGUAUUUAACGCAGAGGUAUGUCAAGUGUUUUGAUAUCGGAAUAGUUGCUCCGAUUUCCAAAUUAAAUUUGAUGUUAAUCUUUCUAUUGAUGAUAAUGUUAUAUAGGAGUUAUAAAAUAUCAGCAAGUUUAUACAUGCCCAUAGCAUUAUAAACUUAAGUUAAUGAAACAAGCGUUAGGACAAGAGUAAAGUUGUGCAAAGUCUCCUGGAGUACAAAGGUCUGGUACAAAGGUCAAUCUGUGAAUCGUGUGAUCAUACACGUGCAAAGCACAAGGCUGAAUUAACAACAAACCAUUGUCAAAUCUCUUCCCAUGCGCGCGGGAAAAUAGACCAAUCAGGCUUCACCUCUUCGUCUGCAUAGUUUCCUGCUUGGAUCAGUAAGCCUCAUUGUGUCACUUGCAAGCAAAAUUGUAUGACCACUGUGGCAAAGUACUUCAAAAUUACCACCCAUCCCACCCUUCAAGGAUUUUGCACCACUAUAUCAUAACUUGUAUCACAUAAUAAAUAAAAAUCUGUAAAUAUUGUUUUGAUAUGCAAUCCGUCAUCAAGAUUCACAUGAAAUGCAAUUCAUGUAGUGUUCUAGAUAAAGUAUUAUGGAGUAGUUUACUGGUUAAUAUGUUAUUACAGGCACAUCUAUAUUUUGUAAUAUACAGUAUUGGAAUUGACUUUGCAAGUCUGGUUUUAAAAAUAAAAAUAUUUGGUUGUUUGGGGAAGGAGUGCUUCCAAAGGUCACCCUCAACCCCAUAGACUCACACAAAUCAAUGUAUUAUACAGUGUAUUGUAAAGUAAACAAUGACCAUCACGGGGAUCUACUACCCCUUGGACAUUAAAGUAAACAAUGACCAUCACGGGGAUCUACUACCCCUUGGACAUUAAAGUAAACAAUGACCAUCACGGGGAUCUACUACCCCUUGGACAUUUAAGAUGCCCAUCUCAGGGAUCUACUACCCCUUGGGUAAAGUCCAACAUGGGGGAACCACAACCCCCUGAUGACAUAUAAUUAUAUCAUAAUCAUAUUGCUGUAAUAGUGAGUCUGUGGGGCGAAACUUUGGCCACAUUUUAAAGUAUAAUCGGAGCAUUUCUCCUCGACAACCCUUCUCCCACAACAUUGUGUGUGUCAUAGUUGUUUUCUUAAUUGUCCUAGAAUAUUUGCUUAACGAAUUGGUGCAUUAAAUUCUGUUAGUGGUCGAGAGCUGUGUUUCUGUAGCUGGAUAGAGACACGAAAAUAGUCUGAAACAACUUUACCAAAACAAGUAUUUAACUAUUGAGCACCAGCGCUGUCCCUUGACCAAAUCAUCUGGGGUUAGACAGAGUAAAAUAGCAAAGUAGGGCGCACUAAGACGCAAUCUAACGUGGUUCGUUAUUUAUAACUAGACAGAUGGGCAGAUGAUGUGCUGGAAAGAUUUUUUCUGCGCUUCGCUUGGUUGCGAGAGCCUUGCACCGGAAUCGCAGGCCCGAUUCCUGCCAGAGGACCUUGUGUUGCAUUUUUCGCAACCGUUCCUGGUCAUAUCGUCACUUGGAUUAUUCAUCGACUUCAAAUGAUAGUCUGAUUAACCCAUUGAGCGCUCUCCAUCCCCUUGACGAAUAAAAUCGUCUGGCAUUAGAUUUAGUAACGUUGAGUUAAUCUUGAAACAAUCUUGAUUGUAUUUGUUUUUGUAGCGAGGGUAAACCUCUGUGGAGUUUUGAAGACAUAACAGCAAAAUGUCAUGAUAUAAGAAGUGCUACAGAGUUAAGUGAUUUCCUGGUACGAGUCCUGGAUAUAUUUGACAGCAAUUUUCAAGGAAGUGAUAUCCGGGGUAGUUGGGCACGAGUUGCGUCUAAAUGGGCCAUUUCAUGUUCAUCACGACAUUAUGCAGGAAGAUCGUUUCAAGUAUUACGUGGUUUAGCAGUCCAGUUAUCUUGGUCAGUUCUGUCGGAUAUUUUAUCGCGUCUUGCAGAGUCCAUUGGAGAUAAUAACGAAGAUGUUCAGGUAUGAUCACCAUUAAAUAUUGGUAUGUCACUGCAAAAAUCCCCGAAUGUUUUGACUCAAAUAUUUGAGAAAAAUAUGCACCCACUGCAGUGACUCGCAAAUUUAUGAGUAAAUUUACUCAAUUUUGCGAGUUAAGUUUCAAAUUUGAGUAAAGAUUUACCUUUCCAAAAAAUAAGAAAAUAUGCUCAUAAAUUAUUUUACACGAGUUUUCUGUUCAGUCAAAAUACUCAGGGAUUUUUUGCAGUGUAGGGGAUUGGUAGAGACGUAGAAUGUUCUACCGCCUGUCUGUCCCUAUUUAUACAGUUCUCAAGUGUCUGUAAGGAAGUAGGUGUACAUGGUGUGGGUGUGCUAAUGGUGUUUACUUGUGGCUGAGAGUUUAUAAGCUUAAUUGUGAAGGGCGUAGCUCAAAUCUGAUCGAGUUCAAGGCGUUCUAAGCCACCUCUGGCAGCCACCUUAUAACUCAUGUCUGGGAGGGUUAGUUUGAGGAUAACUUGGGCGAAGGGAAUAUACCCUUCCACAUGUCACCACUGCAAAUUAGCUCUGUGCCAUUAUCAAUAUGCAACUUAGUCAAAAACAUUAUUGGCAACGUGUUUAGCAUCGUUUCGCAUAACAUGAAUCAAUUGGCUUUUUCCUCAGGGUUAUGUAAUGGAAAUACUGCUAACAUUAGAUUCAGUGGUUGAACAAUCUGGUGAAAAUCACGUCAAAGCUAAAGUUGUAAUUCUCAAUGUGGGAGAUGAAGAGGAUAAUGAUGAGAAAGACAAUGGUCAACAAAUGCUUGGAACAUCCUCCCCAGAAAGAUCAUUUCGUAAUUUAUCAAAUAAAUCAUCCGGUGGUCACAUUAGAUCAUUGAGCAGUGGUUGUGAUCUGCGCGGAAGAUUUAGUCAAUUUGAGGCACUCUCUCCGAAAACGAGGAGUGUCAGUCUUCAGUCAUUACGUCUUACAAAUGACAACACUACAACAUUGAGUCAAACAGACUUACUAUCAAGAAUAUUCUGGGUUGCUGCAUCGUUGUUGGAGUCUGAUUAUGAACACGAGUUUGUCAUGGCUGUUAAACUCUUAUCAAAGGUAAUUGUAACAAAUAUUUUUUGUUUGUAAUCACGUGAUUAUCUAGUAGUACAAUAAAGUUUUUAAUACACGUUCUCUCUUGCAGGUGUUAAACAUAAUAGAUUUGACUCACAGAAGUACGCUGGAACGUCUCGAAUCACUUCUUUAUAAAUUAAAAUGGUUCCAGUUUUCUGGUGUACAAAUGUUGCUGCUCAAGGUAACUCAUACUGUACAUUCACGAUUUUCAAAAUUGUAUGACUUGUACCAGUCCAGUUGCUUAAGAAAAAUAUGUUACUACGCCAGAUUAUAGCAGCCUUUCUGCAAUUCCACAGAAAGAGUACUCGAAAAUAUGUAAUCAGAGAGGGACAACCACCUAUAAUGUGGUGCGCUGGUGGAUGUCAACAAAUUUCCUUUAACGAAACUAUUUUAGACAUUAAGAAAAUGAUUACUAUCAUUAGAUUGAUUAGAUUGACGCUGCAAUAACCUCUAUUCUAUGAUUCAACUUUAGAUUAUUGAUAGAAUUGUUCAUCUCAUCCUCUAGUAACAUAUUUUGAGGCUAACACGAAGGUCCAAUAUAUUUCUGUCACUUCUUUAUCAGUAGGGAGUUAUUGCUGUCAGCCGUAGGAAGAAGAGUUGUGUGAGAAAUAUGGUGCCUUAACUUACCUUAGAAGUCCUUACGUCACGUCACUGUCAGACAAUGAAUAUUUGACCCACAUAUAUCCCACAUUGCAUUGCGUGUACCUAAUGUUUUGAUGGAUUGAAAAUUGCGUAACGUAAGCACUUAUAAGGGUUAUUGGGCUUCUCGCGAUCUUGCCAUUGUAAGGACCAAAGCAACUAUGCUUUGCUACAACAUAUGGACAGUGCUUAUAUCUAUUCUCCCCGGAUUUCUUUAUUCAUAGGGCUUGACAUCCGCUGCUACAAGUGCUCCAACCAUUGAGUUAAUCAAAAAUACAACACCCUACAGUAAUAUUUCUAUUAUGGACGUCUCAGAGUAUUCAGGUUUGUGUUUAACACAUCCACUAUCUGUAUAUUAGUAAAUAAGAACAGCAGGUUGAAACUAAAAUCAGCUGAAACUAAAAUUAACUAAAAUUAAUCAUUCAUCUAGGUGUGGCUCUGAGUAUCCUGGCUUUAUUGCCUUACAUGAUUCAACGUUUUAAUGAACCAGAUGAGUUUUGUUUAAGUUGUGCAGCAACCGUCGGUCAGGUAAGAUCUGCAUGUUGUGUUCAUGUCGGAGGGUCGGUAAGAUCUGCAUGUUGUGUUCAUGGCGGAGGGUCGGUAAGAUCUGCAUGUUGUGUUCAUGGCGGAGGGUCCGUAAGAUCUGCAUGUUGUGUUCAUGACGGAGGGUCGGUAAGAUCUGCAUGUUGUGUUCAUGACGGAGGGUCGGUAAGAUCUGCAUGUUGUGUUCAUGACGGAGGGUCGGUAAGAUCUGCAUGUUGUGUUCAUGACGGAGGGUCGGUAAGAUCUGCAUGUUGUGUUCAUGACGGAGGGUCGGUAAGAUCUGCAUGUUGUGUUCAUGGCGGAGGGUCGGUAAGAUCUGCAUGUUGUGUUCAUGGCGGAGGGUCGGUAAGAUCUGCAUGUUGUGUUCAUGACGGAGGGUCGGUAAGAUCUGCAUGUUGUUUCAUGGCGGAGGGUCG